Fusarium venenatum is the source of this 477-nucleotide messenger RNA. RefSeq lists its product as uncharacterized. The record is from RefSeq and is a predicted model, not a curated record. NCBI's taxonomy places the organism in Eukaryota, Fungi, Ascomycota, Sordariomycetes, Hypocreales, Nectriaceae.
AUGGGAUUGAUGGAUCUCGUAAUGCCUGGUGUUAUGUCCGCUUUCAACAAGACAUUGUCAGCUUUACACGACCAAAAGACGACUAUGAUAUCAGAAGACACACAGCUAACCACAACCACUAUUAAGGAAUCAUGGCAUGAAGUUACUGGGCGGUAUACAAUGGGACAGAGCUCGCCUCAAGUUUGCAACACGGUCAAAGAUGAACCCAACGAUUUAUGGACGCCUUUAUCUCACCUUGAUUCUGCCACUCAGGGUCCGACACAUUUGUUCAGUCUUGGGUCGGAUAGCAUGCACUCAGAGGUAGAUACAAGUGAUUCUUCAUGGCAAACAGCACUAAAUCACGGGUUCCCUAUCGAUGGGCCAUCAUGGAAUCUUAACGAUGAUUCAUUUAAUCCCGUUGUAAACUUCGCUAUGGGUGUAUGGGAACCAUUGCUUGACCAUGACUAUGUUUGGGGUGAAGAGGCUUCGAGAGAUUAG